CAACAGGAAGUAGAAAUGGAGAGAAGUUUGCAAUCACCAGCAUUUAAAAAUCAGCCUGGGAGCCAUUCCAUCAUUGCUGUGAAAGACCCAGAAGCAAAAGGUGGCAAAACAAUUUUUGACAAGAUGUCAUCCGAAAAUGCUCUGAACAACAGCGCUGAAGAUUCUACCGUUGCUCCAAAAUCUGCAAGUGGACUUUCAGGAGGGACAAAACCGAGUGACAAACUGCCCCUGGACUUCCAGGAGGCUGUAUCUCUAAAGGAAAGAAUGGCUUUGUACCAGGCAGCUGUAUCCAAAGCCGAGAUCAGCAACUCCUCCACUAAUGCUGUUGAGGAGGCAGAGGCUUAUAGGAUACCUGGAGGCUUAGCAAGUGUGAAGAACCAAUUUGAGAAGGCAGAAACAAGCUCAUCUCAGAGUGCUCAAUACCAAUUUCAGCAGAAAUCUAUACAGAAGAUGUCGAGCCAAAGUCAAGUCAAGAUGUCAAGCAGCAGCACAGAAACCCAAGUAAAUGAAGUGACUUCAAGAGCAACACAGCAGGAAGCCUUUCAAUUGGAAAAGGUUUCUCAUCAAGAGCAAGCAUCCACUGAGGUUAAGAAAACUUCUAAUGUUACCGAGAGUACUGAUAAAAUUGUGGUCAAUGCUGCCAUGAAUGAGGAGAGUCCAAAGAUUUCUGCACAAUCUUUAAAGCAGCACUUUGAAAAACCAGCCCAAGGAAAGACACUUAUUUCUGGCCGAGAGAGUGGAACACCCGCAAAACAGAUCAAGAUUGAAAAUGAGUGUCAAGAAAUGAUCUGGCCAUCUUCAGCUGUUUCUUCUUCUGCUGAAGCUGUUUCUACAAGUAGACAACAGGAAGCAUAUAUGGUGAGGAAAACCAAGCACACAUCUGCUGCCUCAGCAGCAGCCUGCUGCACCUCUUCUAAGUAUGGGAGUACAGAGGAAUUUCCUCCUCCACCAUCUCCAGACUUACUACAGGCUCCAUCUGAAAUGACAGAGUUUUCCCAGUCCCCUGAACCCUCUCCCUCUCCAUCAAAGCAACCCUUCCCCAAAGAUUUUUAUUCUAAGCAAAGAAAUCUUUAUGAGUUGAAGCGUUUAUACAAGCAUAUUCACCCAGAACUGAGAAAAAACCUGGAAAAGGAUUACUUCAACGACAUUUCUGAGAUAGUGUCUAGUAGCAACACUGAAACAGGUACCUCACUAGCAGGAGAUGUACGUCAGGCUCGAUACAUGUUUGAAAAUUCAGAAAGCAGCCCUCAAAAAUGCAUGAGCCCAGAAAGGGAAUAUUUGGAAUGGGAUGAAAUUCUCAAAGGGGAGGUCCAAUCGAUGAGGUGGAUCUUUGAGAAUCAGCCCCUAGAUUCAAUCAGAGAUGAAUCCCCUGAUCCAAAUGAUGUUAAAAGCAUUGGAGAUCAAGAAAUAAUUGCAGGUGGAGAUGUUAAGUAUACUACUUGGAUGUUUGAAACACAACCCAUGGAUUCACUGGGCGCACAUACUUCAGAGAGCCCAGAAAAUGCAGACGGAGUUCCUGAACUUGCUUGUGGAGAUGUCCGCACAGCCACUUGGAUGUUUGAAACUCAGCCAUUGGACUCAAUGAAUAAAAUUCACCACGAAACAGAAGAAGACUCUGAAGAAUCUUGCUUUAAGGAAAUCACUGGUGGAGAUGUGAAAACAGUGAAGUACAUGUUUGAAACACAGCAUUUGGAUAGCCUGGGGCAGCUUUAUUCAGUGGAUGAAACUAAAUUGCUGCAGCUCAGAUCUGAACUAAAGGAGAUUAAAGGGGAUGUGAAGAGAAGUAUAAGGCAUUUUGAAACCUUACCAAUGUAUGUUAUUAGAAACAAUUUAGGCCAAAUGCUAGAGAUUAAAACUGUCCAGAGGGAAGAUCUGGAGAGAGGAGAUGUCAGAACUGUACGCUGGAUGUUUGAAACACAGCCUCUUGACAUGAUCAACAAAGAUUCCCAGGAAAUCAAAGUUGUCUGUGGAAUCUCCAUGGAGGAAAGCAUCAAAGGUGAAGUGGGCAGGGCAAAAUGGUUAUUUGAAACCCAGCCUUUGGAUACUAUUAAAGAGGAAUAUGAAGAAACCGUUGUGGAGAAAGAAGCCAUUCUAGGCACAGAUGUCUGCAAAAAAUGUUGGCUUUUUGAGACCCAGCCUCUUGAUACCCUAAAAGAAAGGGAAGAUGCAAAUCCUUUGCCCUCAGAAGAAAUAAUAGGAGGAGAUGUAAAUACCACUAAACACCUAUUUGAAACUUUGCCAAUGGAUAUGCUAAAAGACAGCCCAGAUGUUGGAAAACUUCAAAAAAUGGCAGCCACUGAGGAAGAGAAAGGGGAUGUGAGGCAUCAGAAAUGGAUUUUUGAGACUAAGCCACUUGAACAGAUUAGAGAGGAGCAAAAGGAAAUUGUAAGAGCUGUGAAACUGGAGGAAAUUGAUAAGGGAGAUGUGAGCAGCUGUAGACAUGUAUUUGAAACAUGCCACUUAAGGAAACAGGAUGACUCCUAUAAAAUCCAUGUUGAAGGAGUAACACAAGGUGCAGUAAAAUUAAAUAAAGCUGUGUUUGAAACCACUCCAUUGUAUGCAAUUCAGGAUAGACUUGGGAAAUAUCAUAAAGUUAAAACAAUUCGACAAGAGGAGAUCAUAAGGGGAGAUGUCAGAAACUGCAGGUGGCUAUUUGAAACAAGGCCCAUUGAUCAGUUUGAUGAGAGUAUUGAAAAGAUUGAGAUUAUUAGAGGGAUAUCUUCACAAGAAGUACAGUCAGGUGAUGUCAAAACAGCAAAAUGGCUGUUUGAAACACAGCCUCUUGAUUCCAUCAAAUAUUUUGCUCAGAUGGAAGAUGAAGAAAGCACAGAAGAGUCCCAGGCAACAGAAGUUGUCAAGGGGGAUGUGAAAACAUGCAGGUGGCUAUUUGAAACACAACCAAUGGAAACUCUAUAUGACAGAGAGACUGUAGAGUCUGAUAAUGAAGAGAUCCAUAAAGGAGAUGUCAAAACUUGCACCUGGCUUUUUGAAACCCGGCCUCUCGAUGCCAUAGGGGAAGACUCAGAAACAACCAUAAAACUCCACACAGUGGAGCAGGAAGAAAUUCAAGGCAGUGAUGUCCGCACAGCAUGUUUCCUCUUUGAAACAGAGAAGUUAGAAAACAUACAAGGAGAAGAAAGCAAAGAAAUCAAGCGGGUUGUUGAAAUUGAUAUCCAGCCUGGAGAUGUUUCUACCAUGAAGUAUAAAUUUGAGAACCAAUCAUUAGAUUCCAUAAAUUCCAGUUCAGAGGAAGUUUUGAAGAAAAUUAAAAACUUACAAUAUGAAGAUAUACAGAAAGGGGAUGUUUUGCAUUGCUGUUGGCUUUUUGAGAACCAGUCUCUGGACGAAAUAGCAGAACAUGAAGAAGACAGAACCUCAGUAAAAACUGUGACAGACAUACAAGGUGGAAACGUGAGAAAGGGGUGCUUUAUUUUUGAGACCUUUUCUCUGGAUCAGAUUAAAGAUGAGUCUACUGCAGAUAUAAGUGCCAUAAAAACUGUUAGUGAAGAUGAAAUAACAAAAGGAGAUGUGAAAAGCUACAGAAUGCUCUUUGAGACCCAGCCACUUUAUGCAAUUCAGGACAGAGAAGGGUAUUAUCAUGAGGUGACGACGGUUAAAAAGGAAGAAGUUAUACAUGGAGAUGUACGUGGGACUCGUUGGCUGUUUGAAACUAAGCCUCUGGGAUCAAUAAACAAAUCAGACAAUGUAUAUAUUAUAAAAUCAGUCACCCAGGAAGAUAUUCAGAAAGGAGAUGUUAAUUCAGUCAGAUACCGAUUUGAAACACAGCCAUUGGACACCAUUUCAGAUGAGGAAAAAACCAUUGUUCCCACAGUGGAUAGUGUUCAGGGUGGUGAUGUGAAAGCAAACAAGAAAUUAUUUGAGUCUGAAAAAGCCCAAGAAGGCAUGUAUGUAAGAACAGUGAGCAUCAGUGAAAUACAGCAUGGCAAUGUGAAGACAUCAACUUGGCUCUUUGAAACACAUACCAUAGAUGAGAUCAGAGGAGAGGAAUCAGAGUAUAAAGAUGUCAAGACAGUAACUAAGGAGGAGGUGCAAGAAGGUGAUGUUCAGCAUUCAGUGUGGCUUUUUGAAAACCAGCCACUGGACUCCAUUAAGGAAACUGAUGAAAGUGAUGGAAAAAUAGAUAAAGAGGAAAUUCCACAGGCAGAUGUUAAGACCACAACAUGGCUCUUUGAGACAACCCCUUUCCAUGAAUUCAAUGAAAGCAAUAUUGAAAAGGAAGAAAUAAUUGGGAAGAGUGUGAAGGAAACUUUAAAGGAACUUUAUUCUCACAAAGUCGUAGAAACACAUGGCAUUAUCUUGGAGUCAGAUGAAAUUGGAGAUGUCAGAAUGGCAAAAUAUAAGCUGAUGAAUCCGGAGGCUCCUGAAAUACAAAAAGAAGAGAUUAUUAAAGGAGACUUAGCCAACAUCAUAUUGAACCUACUGUCCAGACCCAGUACUGAACAAAAGGAAAAUAAAGUCAAUGAAGAUGAAAAGGGCAAUGUGAAUUUGACCAAACAAAAGUUGCUGAAUAGAUCAACAGAUGUUCACGUUGAAAAAGAAGAGGUAGUUAGAGGUGAUAUACAACAAGCCAUUAAAAACCUGUUUAGUAAGGAUAGCUCUAUAAAACAAGGAAUUUUAAUUCAGGAAAAUGAGAGGGGUGAUAUUAACAUGACAGUCUAUUCUCUUUUUCACAAAAAGGAUGGUAAUAACAUUAAGCAAGAUGAAAUUAUUGGUGGUGAUGUGAAGCGUACUAUUCACAGCCUUCUCUCUUCUGCCAUGAAUAAUGAAAUAUUAGAAAGACCUAAAAUAGAUGACUCUGAAAGGGGCAAUGUUCAGUUUUUUACAACAUGCAUAGAAGCUGGAGCUCUGGAUUAUCUGAAACUCCUCCAGACAGGGACAAAUGAAACAUUUUUAACAAGGAAUCAUGAAGAGGAGGAGGAGGAGGAAAUAAUUGGUGGUGAUGUCGAAGGGACAAAGCUGUUAUUUAAGAAAAAGAAGCCUAAAAUUCAACGGACAGUUAAUGAAGCUGACAUAGUCCCUGGAGAUGUGUGUAAUGCAGUUAAAAUCUUUAUGACUGAGCCACAGAAUACAUCUUGUCAUGUAUGCAAAGAAGAAAUUAUAAAAGGUGAUUUGAAGGCAGCCUUAAAUUCCCUCAGCCAGGCCAUAAAUCAAACAACUGUUGCAGAGAAGGAAGAAAUUAUAAAAGCUGACAUCCUUGCAAUUCUGCAGUCUCUUAAAGAAUCAGCUUAUCAUCUGAAAGAAACAGAAAAACCCAAUGUCAUCCCAGGCGAUAUUAAGCAGGCUAUUGAAUCUCUGGAGAAAGCAAGAGACACAAAAAAUGAAAUCUUGAGACAAGAGGUUGUUCAAAGUGACCUUGAAUCCACCCUGAGGUCUUUGAAAGCAGCUCAGCAGUCUUUCAAGACAGUAGCUAUAGCAGAAAUAGAUGGCAGAGAAAGCCAGACAGUGGUGGGGAACUCACUGGAAGCUUCAGCAGAAAGGAAAAUACUACAGCAGCAAGGAGUCACCAAGAGUAAUAUCAGACAAACCAAUGAGAGUCUGUUUAAGCCAUCUCAACAGUUGGUCAAUCAUGAGGUUAAUGUAAGUGAUGGUUUACAAAAUAAUAUAAAAUCUCAAAAGAAACAUCAUGCAGGGAUGAAGUCUGAAAAGGAGAGCCUCCUCAUUGAAGAUACCAGAGCAAUCCAUCUGAAUCAGAAACAGAGCACCAAGGCACAUGAGGCAGAUAAGAAAAAUGUGAAGGGCUUAUCUAGUUCCCAAUACAAGGUCAUGGAAAAAGGAGAUAAGUCUAUAAGUAAAGUCAGAGACCAUAACAUUGCAAAAGGAGAAGCAAAAUGUCACACAGAUCAAUAUAUGAGUGAUCAAUCUGCUUUUUGUGGCAAUGUUCAAAAGAAAGAAAGAAUAGAAAAAUCAGAAGCAAGCAGAAUGAUGAGGAAAGACAGUUCAUCCAAUGUUGUUCAGUCCACAAAACAAUUUACUGGAAAGAAAUAUAAUGUCUUUCAUGAACAUAAAGAUGACAAACAUUUUGACACCAACCUUCAGGAGAGGACAAAAGAAAAAUCAACACUGUCAACAUGUGAUCACAGGUCUGGUCACAAAGAAGCAGGAGAACCGGUCAACAUGUCAACUUGCAUGAUUUCCAAAGCAGCUGGCCAUGUUCGGACACAAGAGGAGCAACACAGUAGAAAACAAUCUCAGCAUUCAAACGAGGUUUGCAAAGAGAAGAAAAAUAAUGUGAAGCCAAGCCAAGCAGAGGUUUCCAUGGCAUCAGAACAAAAUAUAAAAACCAAUCAAAAGGUCAGAACAACACAGGAAAUGCACACUGAAAUUAAAGAAGCUGAAAGGAAGCAAAGCUGUAAAGUUAUCCAACAAAGUGAGAAAUCCAUGCUGAGGUUUAGGGGAAAGGCUAAAGUGGAGGGUGCGGAGUCAGAUUUCAAAGUUAUGGUGAAAAAUCCACUAAAUCCAAACAAGAAUCCUAAGCGCCCAGAAAGGUCGGAAAUUGAUUCUCCACCGCCUCCACCUCCUCCUCCUUCACCUCCAAUUUCAGUCACAUCCUCUGAAGCUGACUUACCUCUGCCGCCACCACCUCCUCCUCUAACUCAUUUGAUGACAGCUUCUGACAGCCAAAGUUUUCCUUCACCUCCACCACCAAUAGGACAGGGCAAAAUGGAGAGUGAGCAUUUUCCUCUCCCACCACCCCCAGUAGAAGUCAAGGGUGAAAGGGAACUAGCUUAUGCUCCAUCUCCAUCACUUCUUCCUCAACCCUCAGCUAUUCCUCAGCCCAAACAAAAGAAAGAUAAUUUCCUCAAACAUCUAGACAAAACACUGCAAACAUCAGUUCAACAUCAUGACAGCCUUAAAGGCAGCAGAGGCUCAUACAUCAAGUCACAUCCUCAGAUGGAACCUGCGAAAGAUUUAGAAACAAGCCAGCCUAGAACACAUAGAAAAAUCCAGCCAAAUAUUGUUCAGAUACACACACAAAGUGAUGCCACAAAAACAGUGGAAGAAAAGACAGAAAGCAUAAUGAUGAGGAAGACUGCUAACCAUGAAAAGAAAGAGGAAACUAUCUGCACAAAAACUGAAGAGAUUCUAAGGCCCUCAUCAGUCACAGAAGCAACCAAGCUGAAGACAUCACCAAUAACAAGAACAACUACAUUUCCUCUUGUUAGGUCUCCUUCUCUUCCGGCAGAAGCAACACAAAAGAAACCAAAGCUUUAUGUAAGAAAAUUUAAAACCCCUUUAAUGAUUGCAGAAGAGAAAUACAGACAGCAAAGGGAAGAGAUGGAGCAAAAAGAAGCCAAAGAUGUUUGUUUACUGACUAUGAGACGAAACAGUGAAACUUGGGGUAGUUCUGCUCAGAACAAUUCGGAAACAUGUCAUUCCCUCCUAAAUCCAGAAGAAGUGCAUAAGACUCCUCUGCAAGGGCCAUUGCUCUCUGUAGCUCUAGAGAUGCCCACAGAGCCUGAAUGUCAAAGACAAGCCCAAGUGGCAAAACCACAAGUUGAUGAGCGACAGCCGAAGCCAAAAGUAGUAGCAGCCAAUCAGUCUCAAGUCAUUUUGAAAAUCUCAGCAGAGGAACACAGUACAACAAAAGCUGUGCACAGUUCACAAAGCCUUAAUAAACAGUGUGAAUCUUCUCAAAAGAUAGAGACCCAUAGAGAACAUACUGUCCACAAGAGACAGCAAUGCCAAAAUGAGGAGCAACUGCAUCUGUCAAAAACCAAAGUAAUGUCACCUACUUUCAAAGUCAGAACUAUCAAGCUUUCUCCUUUAGAUCAAAGCUUACAUGAAAUCCAUAUGGAUUCCAUGAUACACAAAAACCAAGAAGGAACUAGUAUCCAGAAGCAGCAUAUUAAAGAAAAACAGAAAGAAAAUUUAAGCAAAGCUACUAUUAAAAAAGAGAACACGACAAAAUCAAGUAGCCAUGUGAAUGUCGAUGAGAAAAUGUGCCCAGAAAAGCCAAUUUUAAAAUAUACAAAAAGAAAAGAAGAAGUAAAGGACAAAGAAUCCAGUGAAGUGAAACAGAGGUUAGUUCAAAGGCAGGAAAUUGAGAAAGACAAAAUUAAACAAGAAAGUGUCUCUUCAGUUAUGGAAGGAAAGCAGAGCCAAGUAAUUGGUUUCCCUAAAGAAAAAAAAGUAUCAGCUCAAAGACAACAAGAAGAUGUUAGCAAUAAAUCAGAAAAGAUGGUCAAGCAAAAGAUAAUUGAUAUGCGCCAAGACUCACAGACUUUGACUUCCGAACAAGGGAAAACUCAUGUUUUGGAGACAAACAUUCAAAAUAAAAAACUGUCCCAUCAAAACAGUGAUAUAAAUCGUAUGGGCUGUACUACAGAAAAUACCAACCAACACAAAAAGGUCCUUCUUAAGACGACAGAGCCAAAACAAGAGUUUAUGCAGAAAAAACCAUUAUCAUUCAGUUCCCCAAGAGGAUCACCACAAAGCAACGAGAAAAGCUCAGUAGAUAUAUUAGAGUUUCUGAGGAAACGUGAGGAGGUACAGCAUAUAUUAUCCAGAUUAAAAGAGUUUGAAAUUGAGCCAAAUAAAAAUGGCAUCCAAACAUUUCAGGCAUUCUUAAACGUCAUUCCAGAAUGGCUAAUAGAAAAAGAAAAGAAGGAAAGCUUAACCUACAUUGCGCAAGAGAAUAAUGUGGAAAAGAUGAAAGAAGAAUUACUGAUUGUUAAGGAACAAGCUGCCAAAAUGCUUGAAUCAUGUGAAGAUGCCAUCCAGACAGCCAUGAUUUCCAUGAAACCUCUGAAAUCUAGAAAGGGCACUCUUCAAGUUGGGGAACCAUCACAAAAAGUAAUUAAAGAUAGCAUAGGAUCUAGCAAGAAAGACUCACAGAAAAUGAAGGAGAUUAACAAAGACGUAAUGGCCCAUCAAGAAGUAAAGCAAAUAAUCAGUGCCCGCAGACUGUCAGAAAUCGGAAUGACUUCACCAUCCCUAAGAACACGAGCACCAUCACCUACUUACAUUACCAUUGAAUCUAGAUGUGUUGAACCCUCCCCCAGGGUUGAACCCUCCCCCAGGGAGUUUGUAUCUCCUGUCCAAAGGGAACGCACUCCAGUUCCACCAUCACCUCCUCCCAGAAGUGUGACACCAACAUUUAAGACACAACAAGUGCCAACCUCCUGCCCUUCUCCCUCUCCUCCAAGAAGCCGCUCGGAGCAACUUGCUAAACUGAAAGACACAACUGUGAAACUGUCUCAAGGAGCAACACAAAAUAGAUCAGUAACUCCAAUUCCUAUUUUGGAGAAAAGGUCAGAGAUUGUUAAAUCCCCUGCAACACUCCGGCGGCAAAUCAAGAUUGACACGCGCCAAACUGAUGUUUUGUCUUCCAAAAUGUCCUCUGUGAAUGAAUCUCAUGUAACUGCCAGUGCAGUAAAGAAAAUUAAAGAAGCCCAUGAAGAAUCUGAAACAAACAAAAUACACAUCUCCCAAAAGAGAGGAAACAUUCCAGAAAGCUUGGAGCCACAUAAACACAAUGUUGGCUCUAUUUGCAUCACUCAAAAGUUUGAAGUUCCUAAGGCUGAUUCUAAAGGGCUCAUGCAUACGUUUGAAGCAUCUGAGCAUAUGAUUCACAUAAGAAAGGAGCCAGAGGUACCUGAAAAACUGAAUAGCCAAAGUGAGGAAAAAAUAGAUAUAGUGGUAGGAAUGUUUAAUGAUACACCCAAAACUGAGGUGAUAUCCCAGAAGAGGUAUGUUGAAAAUGGUAUAAUCCAUGGCCAAAUGAAGGAAGAAAGGCACAGAUUAAGCAGGAAUGGAUGUGGACAAACUUCUCAAGAGCCUGAAAAACAAAAAGAACAUUUCCAGAGGUCUCCAAGAAGGCGACAAAGAGAACCCAAGGAAAAUAAAACCUGCAAGCAAAAGGAAUGUGUCAUCCAAGAGCAUUCAUUAGAACCCACGGUAUGUUUUGACACAAAGUCACACAAUGAAUGUUCCUCCACCAUGGAUUCAUUUGAGAACACAGUUGUUGAAUCAAGAGCUGCCGUUUCUACUUCACGAAGCUCAGAUGGGAUGCAGUCAGGAGGAUUCGGCUUCAAGCGUGCACCUCCAACAUAUGAAGAUGUAAUUUCAGGGCACAUCUUGGAUAUUUCUGCUGCUGAUUCACCAGAAGAGCUGCUAAGGAAUUUUCAGAAGACUUGGCAAGAGAGUGAACAAGUCUUUAAAAGCCUGGGCUACAACAUCUCAGAAGCUGCUGAAGCAGAAGUACGAAGCAGCUUCCACGAGGAAGCAGAGUUCAUUAGUGAAACUGCAACUUCAGGGAAAGGAAGCGUGCCUACUUUGUCAAAAGAGAGUUUAUCCAAUGGAGUGCCUGGUUGCCGACAAGCAGACCUUUCAUAAAUCUUGUUUCCGAUGUCACCACUGUGGCAGUAAAUUAAGCUUGGGAAAUUAUGCUUCUCUCCAUGGUAAAAUAUAUUGUAAACCCCAUUUUAAGCAACUUUUCAAGUCCAAAGGAAAUUAUGAUGAAG
Messenger RNA from Anolis sagrei ordinatus, 10484 nucleotides. RefSeq names its product xin actin binding repeat containing 2 (gene XIRP2). Gene Ontology annotation, biological process: actin cytoskeleton organization; actin filament organization. The record is from RefSeq and is a predicted model, not a curated record. Gene Ontology annotation, molecular function: actin filament binding. NCBI's taxonomy places the organism in Eukaryota, Metazoa, Chordata, Lepidosauria, Squamata, Anolidae. Gene Ontology annotation, cellular component: focal adhesion; stress fiber.